ACUGGCCGUUCUGUUAUGGGAAGUGAAAAUAUGUCUUGUCUGCUAAAUCACACACGCAACAUAGGUUGUAGCAUAAUUAUAGUGUUUUUAUGAAGCGAAAAAUGGCACAAAGGCGAAUUGGUUUCUUCUUUGACGAUUGAUCUAUGACUCUGUCUUAUCUAAUAAAGAAAUACAUCUUCGACGACUGGCUUUGGGUGACUAUCACCUACAGUGAAGAACCUGACGAGGCCGAAACAGGGGAUGGGGACGGCGGAGAAGUGGCGAAUCGGCACUUGAUGAAACUUUACGUCGAAGGCUCACUCAUCAUGGAAUUGCACAAACGAGUCAGAGAAGAUCUUCGAGCAUUCUCUGACGCGCCUCCAGAUGUGGUGACGUUAGGUGCUUACCUAAAUACAUAG
Molecule: messenger RNA, 398 nt
Organism: Amoebophrya sp. A25
Lineage: Eukaryota; Dinophyceae; Syndiniales; Amoebophryaceae
Source: the annotation of a GenBank genome assembly